UGGUCUCAUACCCGCUCCCCACUCGAAGCGCUCGGUGACAACCGACUCCGCUCGCGAACCAUUACUUGGAAGAGCGAAGCUUCUGUACUUCAGGAUAGGCGCAGGACAUGCCAUGGACAUGGAACUGGACAUUUUUGCUGGUGGUCGUACGGAAGCUCAGUCCGUCCACUCUGCUCUGAAUCCCACAUCACCGAUCUCCACACUUCCGUGCCAUUCUCUGAAGACAUCCGAACUGCUGGAAAUGGUCUGAGAGGUGGCUCACAUUCGAACCAUAGAAACAACUGGGUUGACAUGCUCGUCGGUCCUAUGUCUUGUCACAUCGAAGAUCAAAUUCUCUGACUCCGACCAAUAUAUCUUUGGCACGGGCUAUUCGCGGACUGCGUGCACCACGGAAACGAUGCAUGACCUAUUAGUAGCGUCAAAGACGAUGCAUGCCGCCCUGCGAUCCCGAUGCCAGCCCAUUUUCCGCCAUGUACUCAUACGUGACGAACGGCAAGGUUGACUCGCUGCAGACGUCACCCAUUUCCCACCGAUGCCUACUUAAGUUUCGAACAACCGCGGCUAAAGGAUUAACAACAUGCACCCGUCUGCAGUCCUCCUUCUGUGUCUCACCCUCGUCCGCGCACUACCAUCUCCACGGCAAUCGGAGGCACUGCAGAAUGCCUCUGUCAUGGACCCGCUCCCGAAUACGACGGUGGGGCCGUACCCAACCUAUCAAGUGCAUACGCCUUUCGACCGCGAAUCUUUCAAGCUCGGACUGAUGCAGGAGUGGAUCGAGCUCGACCUCUUCCAUUACGGAUUGGCCAAGUUCUCUCCGCAAGAGUGGUAGCAGCAGCUGGGUGUGAACAGAGACGGAUUGACGCUGAUCCAGUUUAUGGCUAACCAAGAGAGCGGGCACGCGCAGCUGCUGACGAACAUUCUGGGCGAGGGCAAUGCGCCUCUGCGUUGCACCUACAACUACUCUGACGCAUUCACGGAUCCGAGAAGUUACGUGGAUUUCAGUCAGCGUUUGACGAGUUGGGGGGAACGCGGUGUCAUAGGCUUCCUCGCUCAUCUCAAUUCGCGCGACUCGGCGAACCUCCUGCACCAAAGCAUCUCGACCGAGUCACGUCAGCAAAUGAUCUUCCGGCAAUUUGCUGGUGCAUUCCCGAUGCCCGUGUUCUUCGAGGCGGGCAUCCCACAAGCUUGGGCCUGGACACUCCUUGCGCCGUGGAUCCAGUCCUGCCCCAACAAGAGUACCCCCGAGUUCCAGCGGAUCAUGUGGACGAAUUUCCCCAAGUUGACGGUAGUGGAUGAGCCGAAGCUGCAGUUCAAUGGAUCGAUGGCGGCUGUUUCGACCAAUCGCACUGCCUUGACGCACCCAGGCCAGCAGAUACACUUUACAUGGGAGAACCCGGGCCUGCUCGUUGGUCCCGACAAUGCCUAUACGACACAGAUCCAUACCAACGGCACUGCAAAAUACGCGCUUUGGGUCUCUCAAUUGAACGCCACCUACACACCUCUCACGAGCACCGGGAACAACACAGGCUUCACUGUCCUUCCUUCGCCAGCCGCCGAUGUCUACAACACAUCUAUCACGACAGGCGAUCCCAUCUUGAAUGGAACCAACUUCGUCGCGUUGACGAGCGACAACCCAUUCGUCACCAGCUUCAACUUGUCCAUGAUCAACGACUUUGUCGUUGCGGACCCAGCUGUGUUCCAGUUCUCGUGAAGUUUGGAGAGUGCCUAUCAUCGUGACAUGUUCAAUAAUAUAUGUACAGUAUACACCUGUAAUUUUGUAAAUCGGCUCCGCAUUCCGACGACUGUGGUCUGCCAAUGGGACCGAAAGUAACUUGGAUAGUCAUCUACACAUGCACGUUGGAACGUAGAGAGCUGUGUCCUGCGCAAUCCCGGCACCGAUUCCAUCGCAGCCGCCACCUAUUCAAAAGCUGGAGAGCUGCGGGAUAGGACCAAUGAGAACCUCACCAUGAUCCUCGAGCAGCCGCUGGUUUCCAAGUCGGGAAGAGUUAUGCUUGUUCAAAGCUCAGAGGCAGACGACGAAGCCGUUCUGCAGCUGCGACUGGACCCCUCCAUCCAGCGAUUCCUCCACUUCCAUCCGACGACACUCACGGUCGAGCAAGUGCGUGAAAGCCGCCUGGCAUCUCUGCAGGACCCGAGCCGCAUAAUGCUCUCAGUGUACCUCGUCAAUCGCGAGAGUCCUGCGAGCAACCCGAGCCCCCCAACAUUCGCGGGGGAGAUGAACGUCCGCCAUAUCGAGACCUACCGCGGGCGUUCAUGCGAGAUAGGCCUGGCCCUGCUCCCGCAGUUUCUGCGACAAGACACCGGCACGGACGCCGUCUGGACGCUCCUCGAAUACGUCUUCGGGACACUCGGGAUGCACCGGGUGGCUAUGAGCACAUUACCGGAGAAUACGCUUAUCAGGGUCUGGGCGGAGAAGGGAGGGUUUGUGUUGGAAGGGGUGCAACGGGAGUCGUGGGCGGACGGCCGAGGGGGGUACGAGGAUACGUGUUUGUAUAGUCUUUCGGCACAGACUUGGAGGGAGAAGACGCUUCCCUUGGCUGAAGCGAAUUUGAAGUCCAGGGGUAGUCGUAGUCGCUCUCGGCUGCCUUCUUCUCGUUUGUGAAGAACACCAUGCUGAUCGUGAGCGGAACAUUAGUGGCAGUGUUGCAAGUGCAGGCUCCCCAAGAGGUUUUUAACAAGCAUUUAGCGAAUCUAGGCAUCGGGAAUGGGAUGGGAUAUACCUGCGGGAUUCAAACUAGAUGGAUUGGAGGAAAGCCGUCGCGGUGUUGAUCUUAUCAUAUGAUCUUAUCGAUAAGGAGCGAACUCUUCCGUGCCUUGUAAAAUACUGUUUCUUCCUUAAAAAGAUUAUGAUAUUUAUUUUCUAC
This is a messenger RNA of Mycena citricolor, 2885 nucleotides long. The record is from the annotation of a GenBank genome assembly. NCBI's taxonomy places the organism in Eukaryota, Fungi, Basidiomycota, Agaricomycetes, Agaricales, Mycenaceae.